AUGCGCGCGGCGCACGGCUUCUUCGUGCCGGAACGCAAGUAUCUCGUUGACUUGGUCGGGUUGCUACGCUACCUAGCAGAUAAGGUGUCUGUGGGAAAUGUGUGCUUGUGGUGCAAUGAACGUGGGCGAACCUUCCACGAUCUAGGCGCAGUGCAGAAACAUAUGAUCGACAAGUCGCACUGCAAGGUCGCAUAUGAUACACAGGAAGACCAACUUGAGCUGAGUGACUUUUACGACUUUCGCAGUAGUUACGCCGACUACAAGCCGAAGAACAAACGCGCGGACGAAUGGGAAGAUGUGUCAGACGAUGCUAAUGACGGCCAAGGUGCAUUGAAGGAUGAGGGCGAGACUGUUUGGGAGGAUCUGACGGACGAGGAUGACGAUGAUGAUGAUGAUGAAAAUGACGGAUCGAUUCCGCCGCAAGACAACGGGGUGCGAUAUGGCGAUUCAGAGUACGAGCUUGUCUUGCCAUCUGGCGCACGUCUGGGGCAUCGGUCCAUGCAGCGUUACUACCGUCAGUCACUUUGGCAGACGCCUGCAGGCCAUGCCCGCGAGACUGCAUCGCCAGCAAAUGGUCGCGCUCUGGCACACCGCAUCGCUGGAGAGACGGGCGGCAUGCCCAAUAGCCUUGUUGUGCCGUCACGGGGUGGACAUGAGCUGGUGGCUCGGAACCGUGGCGAGGCCAAGGAAGCUACUCGACAUGUGCGCGAGUUCCGCGAUGUAAAGCGCCGUGAGCAGUUCAAAACCAAAGUGGGGUUCCGCAACAACCACCAAAAGCACUACCGCGAUGCCCUGCUCCAGUAG
Molecule: messenger RNA, 804 nt
Organism: Malassezia globosa CBS 7966
Lineage: Eukaryota; Fungi; Basidiomycota; Malasseziomycetes; Malasseziales; Malasseziaceae
Exons: 1
Coding region: 1-804 (267 amino acids)
Biological process (GO): ribosomal large subunit biogenesis
Cellular component (GO): preribosome, large subunit precursor
Source: RefSeq, a predicted model, not a curated record